AUGGCUGUUGAGUUGAAGGCCUUGGAAGACAAUGGUACAUGGAGCAUUGUUCCACUACCUCUUAAUUGUCAUGUUGUAGGUUGCAAAUGGAUAUACAAGGUGAAAGUAAAUGCUACAGGUGAAGUUGAGAGGUACAAAGCACGGGACCUAGAAGAAGAAGUUUACAUGGAACUGCCACAAGGGUAUUCUGUUCAGGGGGAGUAUCAGACAAGUUCAAAGUUGUUAGGCUUCACACAAUCAACAUCAGAUUAUUCUUUAUUUACCAUGAAGGCAAACAAUGGGAACUUUGUGGCAAUUUUAGUCUAUGUUGAUGAUAUUCUGAUAGGGAGUACCUCAGCUCAGGCAGCAUCUAAUGUCAAAGGAUUUUUGAGUUCACAAUUCAAACUCAAAGAUCUUGGUAAAGUCAAGUUUUUCUUGGGACUUGAAAUUGCUCAAUCUCCAGAAGGCAUAUCCAUAUGCCAAAGAAAAUAUACUCUGGAUUUUUUGGAAGAGCAUGGUCUGCUAGGAACCAAACUUGUAAGUACUCCCAUUGACUACAAUCAUAAGUUAUGCAAGACCAAGGGGGAGCAAAAACUGCAUGAUGCUACCAAAUACAGACAACUAGUCCAAAAAUUAUUAUAUUUAACCUUUACCAGGCUUGACAUCUCCUAUGCAGUGCAAGUUUUAUCCCAGUUCAUGGAUAAACCUAGCAGUGAACAUUUCAUGGUAGUUUACAGAGUUAUGAAAUAUCUUAAAAGGGCACCAAGCCAAGGUAUCCUAAUGAAGUCAAAGUCUGAUAUGAGAAUUUCAGCUUAUUCAGACAGUGAUUGGGCAAGAUGUCCUGACUCUCGAAAAUCAAUCACAGGUUUUGGUAUUUUCAUUGGAGAUUCUCUCAUGAGUUGGAAGUCAAAUAAGCAAACCGUAGUGGCUAGAAAGUCAGCAAAAGCAGAAUACAGGUCUAUGGCUUUAACCUGUUGUGAAAUUAUUUAG
Theobroma cacao (cacao) is the source of this 969-nucleotide messenger RNA. NCBI's taxonomy places the organism in Eukaryota, Viridiplantae, Streptophyta, Magnoliopsida, Malvales, Malvaceae. The record is from RefSeq and is a predicted model, not a curated record.